AUGGGCCACGAUGUGGCAUCAUUGCCGGAGAGGUUCCGGAGAGUGCUGGGGGUUCCAAAGCUGCAGUCGAAUUUGACCCCCGCGCAUAAGCUCCAUGUCGUCGAGUUGGACGGAAAGUGGGCCGUAGCGAAGCUGGAGCAGGAGGAGGUGCACAAGAAGCGCAAGGCUGUCGAAGAGGACUUCCCAUCUCUCCCAUUUGCCAAAGAUGAUGGGCGUCAGGGCAUAUAUGCCAACUUUGCACCUGGUGAUCUUCAACAUAAGGAUGAGGAGUAUGAUGGAACGAAGAAUUGCCGUAAGACAGGGCCGUUCACCUGGACGAAGGAGGCACAAGAGGCCUUCGAAGAACUGAAGAACGCAUUCGUGGACACCCCCAUCCUUGCACACUUUGACCCUGAGAAAAGCGCUGUUUCUCCUCCUCCUGUGUCUCCCGCAGCCUCCCACCUUGAACGCUCGCGGCCGUCUUCGUGUCGUGGAGUCAGAGCCUUCCUCCUCGGAGGACGAGGCCCCGGCGUUGGGGUCUCUGAACAGCCUUCCGCUCAGCACUAUGUCGUGCCACGCCAGUUCGACUCCCGCUGCCAGUUCGGGCCAAGCCAGCUCGCCACUGGCAGGCCCCUGCGUUCCGACGGCUCCCUUGGCGUGCUGCCGCCCCUCGGGGCCCUUCCUCCCUUGUCCCCCACUGCCGCCGGCGCCGAGCCCCUGCCCGCUGCUCUUCCCUGUCAGCGGUGCCUCAAGGAUGCCCUACACCAGGACCGGGUCUGCUCCUGCGUGCGUGACACCUCUUACCCUUUGAGUCCCAAGGAAUGAGCACUCCAUGACAUCGAGGAAGGGUGAGAGAGUCAUCUAUACUCGCAGGUGGCGUACACAUGCACUCAUCCCAAAAAAGCUUUUGUGUGAGGCAUGCUGGGUCUUUGUUGAUAAGAAUAAAAGGCUACGUACACCAGAGGAGGUUAUGCAAUUUUUGCAGCGUUCUGACCUG
Molecule: messenger RNA, 976 nt
Organism: Aspergillus novofumigatus IBT 16806
Lineage: Eukaryota; Fungi; Ascomycota; Eurotiomycetes; Eurotiales; Aspergillaceae
Exons: 3
Coding region: 1-804 (267 amino acids)
Source: RefSeq, a predicted model, not a curated record